GCUAAGCGGGGGGGGGAAGAAGACCAUCAAGCAAGGAAGCAAGCAAGCCAGCCGACUGGCCAGUCACAAGGAGAUUAUGCAAACCAAACCCCAUGACAUGAAACCAUGCAAAGAUAUCAAGAAAGCGGACGAAGAGGAGGAGGAUUGGGAAGAAGAAUGACUGGAAGAAGAGACGACUGCUUGCUUUUUUUUUUCUUGUUUCCCUUGCUUUUUGUCAAGACCUCGACCAAAUGUGCGCACACAACAACACAAAUGAAUAUAUGUACGCAAGAAAGCUUAGCAGAGAAAAAUCGACACUUUGGAAUCCUUUUUCAGUAUUCAUCAUUAUCGAUCGGAUCAUACAAUACAAAGAAAAAGAAGUAGUAGCUGAGGGAUCCUUGAAGUCAUCAUGAAGGAAACCCGCUUCUUGACGGAAAGCGGCCA
Aspergillus japonicus CBS 114.51 is the source of this 423-nucleotide messenger RNA. RefSeq lists its product as uncharacterized. Bases 106 to 363 code for a protein of 85 amino acids. Lineage: Eukaryota; Fungi; Ascomycota; Eurotiomycetes; Eurotiales; Aspergillaceae. The record is from RefSeq and is a predicted model, not a curated record. The transcript has a single exon.